Ipomoea nil (Japanese morning glory) is the source of this 1147-nucleotide messenger RNA. Its product is annotated as translocon-associated protein subunit alpha-like. The record is from RefSeq and is a predicted model, not a curated record. Gene Ontology annotation, cellular component: endoplasmic reticulum; endoplasmic reticulum membrane. NCBI's taxonomy places the organism in Eukaryota, Viridiplantae, Streptophyta, Magnoliopsida, Solanales, Convolvulaceae. The coding region runs from base 92 to 868 and encodes 258 amino acids. The transcript is spliced from 8 exons.
AGAUCGUCAAAAUUUCACCUUGCCUUUUCUUUCCAUCUCACGAACCUCAUCGCUCGCGACUGUGUGCCUCUGCAUACUUCCUACCUCGGCAAUGACGAUUAGGGUUUUCUUCAUUUUCGCUCUCAUUCUCUUCUCCGCCUCAUCUUUACAAGUUACUAAAUGUGAAUCAGAAGCUGAAGCUGAAGCUGAAGUAGUUGAUGGUACUGAGGAAGUAGGAGAUCUUGGAAUAGUUGGUGAGGAUGUUCAAGACUUUGGCGAUGAAAGUUUAAGUCCAGCUCCUGGAGUUGAUACAGUUUGUGUUUUCCCCAAAAACCCUUCUAAGUUUGUUACAGCUGGGGAGCAGAGCGAACUUUUAGUUGGAAUGAAAAAUGAUGGGGAAUCAAGAGUGAAUGUCUUAGCAAUCCGGGCCACUCUUCAUCUUCCUUAUGAUCAUCGCUAUUUAGUUCAAAAUCUCACUACUCAGGGGUUUAGCAACGCAACAGUUCCUCCUUCUGCCCAAGCAACACUUCCAUAUAUAUUUGGUGUGAGCAAAUUCUUGCAGCCUGGAACAUUUGAUCUUGUUGGAAGCAUUAUUUAUGAAAUAGACCGACAACCUUAUCAAAACACAUUCUACAAUAGCACUAUUGAAGUCACUGAGCCUGGAGGCCUUUUCAGUGUUGAGUCUGUUUUCUUGUUUUGUCUUGGAGUUGCCAUUGUUGCCCUUCUUGGGUUCUGGAUCCGUGAUCGAAUUCAAAAUUUGUCAAAGAAAACCAAGAGGGCUCCGAAGGCAAAGGUUGAAGUUGGAACUGGAACAACAGAUGCCUCGAUGGAUGAAUGGCUGGAGGGAACUGCAUAUGCCCAGUCUCAGUCCAAAUCAAAGAAGAAGUAAAGGAGAAAUGUUUGAGUUAGCUUGUAACGAGCAUAAGUCGUUUGAGGCAAAGCUUCAUAGUUCUCGAUAUUGAGGUAGUUAACAUCCUCCACCGCUGUUGUAGCGCUACUAAGAAACCACCUUACCCAUUUUUUGGUUGGUCUGAAGCUGAGAUAGACAGGAAACACUUUUGUUAAAGACACUUUCAUAUCACACUAUUCCUGUUUAUUAGUUGCUUAUUCCUCGUUUCCUUGAAUGGUUGUUGGUUGGCGUCGGCGACACUUCCGUCUCUUUUCUUCA